CUCUCUCUAUCGCUUUCUCGAUAUACCACUCAUUUGAAGCGUGAUCGGCCGGAUGUCUUGAUGUCAGUGUGAGAAAAAGAAAAAAACCUGGCAUGGCAAUCCUUCAUGAUCCCCCGAUAAUACACCCUCACUGCCAUACCAAGAGCAAGCAUGCCCGAAAGCCGUCUUCUAUUAAAGAUGUUUCCACUACCCAGUGCCGUUUCCUUCCAAGAUCGGUCUCUCUGCCUUCACUGUCAUCAGUUAUCAAGACCUCCCUGGCUUGGGCCGGUGACGCCUGGUAUAGUGUGAACCAGGAUGGCUCUCCAAAGGCGGAAAAGGGAGGACAUACUGCUGUCGAAGACCGAAAGCAGGUGCUAUAUCUCAAGAUGCGCAAUGCAGUAUCAUACAAAGAAUGGAGGGACUGCGCCUACGAGUUGGAUGUGUUGGAAGACAACAAUUCUUGGAAAGAGACCUUCGAGAGUUCGGAAUACGAUCCGCAUCUAGUACAGGAACGCCUGAAGCAAUUGGAAGAAGCUCGCGUGAGCUGUGAUGUUGGCCGGAUGAUAUUCCUCAUCCGCACUUCCCUGAGCCGCGAUUUGGGGAACAUGCGUAACGGUUCUCUCUACAGACAUUCGCAUGUCGGGACGAAGAACCUGAUCGAUCAAUACAUCACUACGGCGCUUGACACAAUAUCAUCGCUGGCAGAGCUGUCAGUGAAAGGUCGGUGUGACGGGCUGGAAUUGAAGUAUAUUCUCGACCAGCUCCUAGCAGCAAGGCAGGCUUUUGGUCGGAGCGCUCUGCUGUUCUCUGGUGGAGCGACUUUUGGUAUGAACCACAUUGGCGUGCUUAAAGCACUUUGGCAGGCAAAGCUCCUCCCGCGCAUUAUCUCAGGUGCCUCGGCAGGAAGUAUUGUCUGCGCUGUCUUCUGUACCCGAACAGACGAUGAGUUGCCAUUGCUUUUGGAUACGUUUGCCUACGGAGAUUUUGCCGUUUUCAAUGAACCUGGCCAAGAGGAGAAUAUUCUACAGAAGAUGGCCAGAUUUCUAAAGUACGGCUCAUUUAUGGACAUCUCGAACCUGGCCAAGGUCAUGAGAAAUUGGCUUGGGGACAUCACGUUCCAGGAAGCCUACAAUAGGACACGCAGGAUACUUAACAUCUGUGUUUCUAGCGCCGGGAUCUACGAACUCCCAAGGCUGUUGAACUACAUCACGGCGCCUAAUGUGAUGAUUUGGUCUGCAGUAGCUGUCUCGUGCUCGGUUCCACUAGUAUUCUCGCCUUUUGUCCUCAUGGCGAAAGAUCCAGUGACGGGAGACGCAGUUCCUUGGAGCGAUUUGCAUCGACAGUACAUUGAUGGCUCAGUAGAUGGCGAUUUGCCCAUGAAUCGUCUGUCGGAGAUGUUCAAUGUCAAUCACUUCAUUGUGUCGCAGGUUAAUCCUCAUGUGAUUCCGUUUCUUCCAAAACAGGACGGCCCGACCCCUGGCACAGCGCAGACCUCGUCAUUGACGUCUCGUUUGUUCCACACCAUGACACACCUUGCGAAGGAUGAGGUUUUACAUCGGAUGACAGUUUUAUCUGAACUCGGAAUAUUUCCAACUUCUUUGAACAAAACUGUCUCAAUCGUGAACCAGAAAUACUCCGGGGAUAUAAACAUCUACCCCGAAAUACUCUACACCCAUUUCCCUGUCAUUUUAAAGAAUCCGACCACAGAUUUCAUGCUCAAAGCAUGUCUUUCAGGGGAACGCGCUACGUGGCCCAAACUUAGGCGGAUUCGAAACCACUGUGCUAUUGAGUUAGCCUUGGAUGCAGCUAUCCAAAAAAUGCGGGCGAGAGUGGCUUUCAGUUCUAGCCAGAUAGUCCUGAAAACGAGCGGCCUGCCCGGCCCCGCGGAGGCCAUAGACAGCAGUCGGGGCCGAGGGCGCUUGCUUAACCGAAGGAGCUCCUAUAGUCAUGAAGUCGAAAAGGCACAGCGUAUCAGGGCCAAUUCGGGUCGUCGAUCAAGACCUCUUUUAAGAAGAUCUUGCAGCGUACAGUCACCCGAACAGUCGUCGGACACCGACCGGCAAGAUGAAGCAGAUGGUUAUCAAGUUGGAACUCAGGAGUGUUAUUCCUCUGAUCUUGGUGAUGACCUAUCUUCCACGGAGUCCAGCGCUGACGAAGAGACGCGAACCUUGGCUUUGGAAAGGCCUGGACUCGUAAGUCGUCGAACUGAUUACCAUCAGCAAUCUCAUUGGUCUGCUCCACACGGCGCUCUUCCAUCGCCGCGGUCACUGCCAACUGCGUCUACUCACUCUAGGCGAUCAUCUGUCGGUACCUCCCAUCAGUUGUCAGUCCAUGUCACGGAUUCAUUUUCCCCUUUGGGACGCCAAAGGUCAUCCAAGUCGAUACCAUAUGCUGAAAGCCACACACUCCGCAUGACACCUACAAGCCAUCCCGAACAUUCAGACCAGUCGUAUCCCAUCUAUAACUGAAUAAAUUCAGAAGCAUGAGGCGGCUUUAUUAUAUAACCCGAGCAGACGGCCGGAUACCAAGAUCCAAAUAAACUUCUUCUAUAGUCCGCUAGCUUCCCCUCGACCAGACGGCUCGACCCCCUUAUUUGCUUGUCAGUAUCGAUCAAGGUGCCUUGCAUUUUCAAGCACACUACAGAAGGUUGCUAUUUUGGGUCUCAGCGUCUAAACCGCUACCCCUAAUACUUUAUGUGUGUGGGGUGUUAAAAGGGUUGGGUCGACCUCUGUGACGCAUCCCAGAAGACCGUCUCCUGGGAUGUAGAGCCUAGGCCUUUUUUUUUUUUUUUUUU
Molecule: messenger RNA, 2773 nt
Organism: Aspergillus alliaceus
Lineage: Eukaryota; Fungi; Ascomycota; Eurotiomycetes; Eurotiales; Aspergillaceae
Product: putative Patatin family phospholipase
Exons: 3
Coding region: 93-2447 (784 amino acids)
Biological process (GO): lipid metabolic process
Molecular function (GO): triacylglycerol lipase activity
Source: RefSeq, a predicted model, not a curated record